AUGGGCUGCUGUUCGGGGCGCUGCACCCUCAUCUUCCUCUGCGCGCUGCAGCUGGUGAGUGCGCCUGGCCACGGGCACGGCAGCGGGAACGGGCAGGGACGGCCGCCCAGCCCCACGGCGGGGCGACACGGGCUGCCCUCCUCGYCCCCUGCCCCUAACUUCGGCGGCGCGACAGGAGCGGGAUGCGACGUCGCGGGCAGGGAGGGAAGCGCCACCACCGCCGUCGGGCCGCUCGGGGGGGCAGCGGUGCCCCGGCCCCCCGCGCCCCGACGGGGCCACCCGCCGCGUGGGACAGGGAGAGGGAGAGAGCAGAGGAAGGAGCCGGACGGACGGCGCGGCGCCCGACGGGGCCACGGGUCGGAGGGCGCGGACCGGCUGUGCCGGGGUUGUCAUGAAAAUUUUCUGAAAGAACCCGUUUGGAGGAUGGUUGAAAGACUGAGUGAUUCUGAAGAUUUCCUGGUGAAAUCUCAACUGGCAGCACUAGAGAGACAGAUCUUUGACUUCCUUGGUUUCCAAUGGGCUCCUAUCCUUGGCAAUUUCCUACAAAUAAUAGUUGUCAUUUUGGGUUUGUUUGGAACCAUCCAGUUUAGGCCUCGGUAUAUAGUUGUGUACACGGUGUGGACUGCCCUGUGGGUCACCUGGAAUGUUUUCAUUAUCUGCUUCUAUUUGGAAGUAGGCGGACUUUCUAAGGAAACAGAUCUCAUGACCUUUAAUAUCUCAAUGCACCGGUCCUGGUGGCGGGAACAUGGGCCUGGCUGCGUCCGAAGGGUGGUGCGUCCUUCUGCUCCUGGCAUCCUAGAUGAUUACUCCUACGUCUCCGUGACAGGCUGCAUAAUCGAUUUUCAGUACCUAGAGGUCAUUCACAGUGCCAUCCAAAUAUUGCUCUCUCUCAUUGGGUUUGUGUAUGCCUGCUACGUGAUCAGUAUUUUCAUGGAGGAAGAGGACAGCUUUGAUUUCAUAGGUGGACUUGACACAUACUCCUACCGACAACCCCCCCAGGAACAUGUUGAAUUAAAGCCUCUAAAGCCCGUAGGUCGAAAUAAGUAAUCACCAUUUUCCCAAGGCUUCUGCUCUCUGUGAAGAAAUAUGAUAGAAGAAAAGACUAACUUUGUGACUUGUUGUUCUGGAAGAAACACCUCAUCCGUUCCUCACGGCAUGUGGAUUAUUCUUCCCACAGGCUCAUUAUCAGCAUUGUUAUUUGGUAGCUCCUUGUAGAUGAUCUUGAAUUUUUGAAUAAUUUACUUAUAUGGACACCUGUAAAUUGUAAAUUUUUCUUUUUUAAUUUCAAGAUUUUUACAAUGUUUAGUGUUAAGGCACAAAAACAAAGCAAACAGUGAAAACUCUGAGAAAGAUACAUUUUUCUUGAGGAAGUUAGUAUUUCUUGAUUGAUGGAAUCAUACUGGGCCUGGUCAAGACUGUGUUCACAAAAUGUAAUUUUGACAUCAAAAUAUGCAUUGGGAAUCAAAUACUAAUAGUGUAAAAGAGAACAUUUUCAAUCCUAUAUGUAAAAUUUACUAUGGCCACUCUUUAUAUUGCUUGAACUACUACAUGCGGUAGAAAUUGAUCUAUGACUAGUCUUGGCCAUAUGUUCCAGCACUAAAAUACUCAUCUAAUUUUUCCAAUUUGUGUAUGGCUCUCUCUCUCUCUCUUGUCC
This is a messenger RNA of Nothoprocta perdicaria, 1654 nucleotides long. RefSeq names its product sodium/potassium transporting ATPase interacting 3 (gene NKAIN3). The transcript has 8 exons. Bases 1 to 1047 code for a protein of 348 amino acids. The record is from RefSeq and is a predicted model, not a curated record. Gene Ontology annotation, biological process: regulation of sodium ion transport. Lineage: Eukaryota; Metazoa; Chordata; Aves; Tinamiformes; Tinamidae.